AACAACGAUUGCAAUUUCAAGUUUGAGGUUCAAUAACCUAUAAAAAAAAAGUGAAGUGCAUAUGUAUGUAUAUAUAUAUAUGCAAAUGAAAAAACUGUUUUAUGGAAUUAAAUGAAAAUAAUUAUUCAAUGCCGCCAAAAAUGGAUGAUGCAAAUGUGACUCUAAAUAGUGGUCAAAUGACGGUGUUCCAAACAACGAAUGUGAACGAGUUCAACCCUAAUGUGGAAUCUUGGGAAGUGUGGAAAGAGCGCCUUGAAAUCCAUUUCUGUGAAAUUGGUUGCACAGAGGACAACAUAAAAAAAUCGAUUUUGUUGAAGUCGAUUGGUGCAGUGCCGUAUAAAGUGCUACAUAGUUUAUGCAGCCCUGAUUCCCCUGUUCGUAAGACGUAUGAUGAGCUGUGUGUGAUAUUGGACACACAAUAUACUCCACCAACGAUAGUUUUUAGUGAGCGGAAGAAGUUUCAUGUGGCAGUUAAGAAUGAUGGCGAGUCUGUUGCUGAGUGGUAUGCUCGUGUGAAGACCCUAGCACUUAAUUGCAAAUUUGGAGCCCAUUUAGAUGCAUUCAUCUUAAACCAAUUUGUAAUGGGUUUGCCAAAUUUUAAGUUCGAGAGGCUAUGUGAGGAAGAUGAAACUCUAACGGUGCAAAGUGCGUUGAGAAAAGCUAUGAUAUUGGAAACAAAAAACAUGGCGAAAGUAGCAGAAAGGGAUCAAAGUUCAGUAAACUUUGUUAACAGAUCGAAGCCUUCGAGAAAAAAUGGCGGUGGUGGUAACAGCGGCAAUAGUUAUGGCGGUAACAUAAGUGGUGGUGGCAGCAGCGGUGGUAGCGGUAGCAGAGGCAGUGGCAGCAGAGGAAAUUUUGGUGGCAGCAGAGACAAUAACGGCGACGGUGAAAGAAAAUCAUCGUGCUCUCAUUGUGGUUGGCGUAACCAUAGCUCGCAGUCUUGUAAAUACAAGAACAGCAAGUGUCAUUCCUGUGGAAAAAUUGGCCAUUUGGCAUCUGUUUGCUACAAUAAAAAGAGAAGUGUUAAUUACGUUUCUAAUGACACUAGUGAAGAUUAUGUUGAUAAUGAUGUUUUCAAUUAUUCUAUUUUUAGUGUGGCUGAGCGAGGUUCUAGUGACGUGUAUUCCCUUCCAGUAAUAAUUGAUGGUGUCAAAUUGAAUGCUGUGUGUGAUACAGGUGCGCCAUGUACAUUGUUGCCUUUGUCGUUUUAUGAAAACAACGAUGUUAAGAAGGUUCUUCGUCCAUGCCAUGUACCAUAUGUGGAUUAUAGCGGAGACAAAUUGAAGCUGGUUGGUGAAUAUGAUGCCUCAAUUACUUUUGAAGAAACAUGAAACAUUGCACAACAACUGAAUCUCCAGCUAUGCUGUUCUUUGGCAGGAAACUGAAAACCAGAUUUAGUCUUCUAAAACCCCCAACAACAAAACAAAACAUACUUAAGUCUCAAGACAACAACAUAGUUCAUCACAACGGUAAUCGCAAAGAGUUUUUUUGUGAAGGUGAAACUGUGUUAGUACGCGAUUAUCGAAAUCCAAAUAAACCUAGUUGGACUAAGGCAGUAAUUCAACGGCAACUAGGUCCACAAUCUUACUCCUGUGUUUUGUCUCACAACAACAACGUCAUCAAACGUCAUCUUGAUCAAAUUCGUGGUCAUAAUCUAACACAACAACAACAGCCAAUCGAGCAACCAACAACAACUAAUAACAACAACACAUCAUCAUCUGAACCUGUUCCUAUGCAAAUGAAUGAGGAUGUUUCACUCACUAGAAUGGAGCUCAGACCACGAGAGGGAGGUAGAGUUGUAAAGAAAUAACUCAAUUACAAUUUUCUAUGUAUUUUCAAAUAAAUAAAAUCAUUUAUUUAUUAUCAGC
Molecule: messenger RNA, 1868 nt
Organism: Stomoxys calcitrans (stable fly)
Lineage: Eukaryota; Metazoa; Arthropoda; Insecta; Diptera; Muscidae
Exons: 2
Coding region: 102-1331 (409 amino acids)
Molecular function (GO): zinc ion binding; nucleic acid binding
Source: RefSeq, a predicted model, not a curated record